AUGGUCUCUACUAUCUUCAGUCAACAAUAUACAACACUGUCUACUACUCCGGAACGCAGGCCACAGUCUAUUCCAAGACAAACGCCACAAAACUCGCCCUUCAGUUUAUCUCAACACGAAGAUCCAUUUUCAGAUUGCUUCCAAACAUUACAACGCGUACAUAGUCAGGAAAGCACUACGUCGAAUCUCACCAAGGAUAACAGUCAUAGCGAAGAGUUAAUAGGCAACAAAGUUGAUAGAGAAGACGUAGAAUGUGAUAAAAUAAUUAUGGCAUUAAGUUACAGAAGAAAUACGCUGGGAUGCUCAUAUUAUAAUCCAACUAACUUGAAAUUGUAUCUGAUGGAAGAUCAGCAGGAACAUCCUCCAUUUGAUCUUCUUUCUCUUCUUCUGUCUCAAGUUAACCCAUCUGUAAUUCUCGCUAGCUCCAUUGCGGAUGACACAUUCACUUCCGCUCUGUCGCGUUUGUCUCAUUCGUAUUCUGCCGUGUCACCAAAUUUGUCUAUAGAAAUAAGACCGAACAUUGAGUUUAAUUACUCAUCAGCCAAAAAUAAGCUACUCAAUAUUGGGCUGAAAAAUGGGAAACGUCUGCAGACAAGUGACACCGCUGAUAACAGGAAAGAUGUGUUUUUAAAGCUGUCAAGCGCAAUAGACAUGGAGAGCGAAGAAAGUGUGUGUUGUGCCGGAGUAGUUCUGAGUUGUGCCAAACGAUUGCGUUUGGAAGAAGUCGAAGAAAACGAGAAUGAUUUGACAUUAGAAGUAUUGGGAAUUGAGCAAUUCUCAUUGAAGAACAUCCUGCAGAUAAGCCAAGACGCGCUUCAAUCACUUCAAAUAUUCUCAUCAGAAUCACAUCCGAACGUUCAUCUUCAUAAUUAUGCAAAGGAAUCAAACUCACUCUUCUCUUUGUUGAAUUUUACACGCACAGCCUUAGGCAAACAUCUCCUUAGACAAUGGUUCCUUCGUCCUACUCUCUCUCUUUCCGUCAUCUCUUCUAGACAUCGUGCCAUUGAAUGUUUCCUAGGCCCGGCCAAUUUCGAUAUAGCUGAGCAAUUACCUCACUGCCUGAGACAUGUAAAAAAUGCCCCUAAGAUACUUGAGAAGAUGAAAGGAAAAUUGGAUGUUAACAUGUGGCAAGUUCUGAUGAAAUUUAGUUAUUAUUGCUUGAGGAUUAGAGAACUAGUCAAGGAAAUUCAAUGGAGAGGUGAAGGAAAGGUAGAAAUUAUAGAAAGAAUUAAGGAAGAGUUCAAACCACAGGAGCUUAAGGAUGUGGGGACCAUCAUCAACAACGUGAUCGAUUUUGAUGGAAGUGCGAAGGAGGGCCGAAUACUUGUUAAACUCCGUGUUGAUGAGGAGCUCGACUACAUGAAAAAGACCUACGAUGGUCUUGAUGAUUUCUUGUCGGAAGUGGCUACAGACAUCAGCGCUGCUAUUCCGCCACAGUUUGCAUCAACCUUGAAUGUUGUAUACUUUCCUCAGCUUGGAUAUCUAAUUGCUGUGCCAAUGAAAUCCGAAUGGAAGUAUGAAAAGGACUUCGUUGUUGAUGGAUUAUCCUACCAGUUUAGUACAGUGUCUACAGUAUACUACAAGAAUAAUCGCAUGAGAGAACUAGAUGAAUAUCUGGGCGAUAUUCACGGGCUCGUUGUUGAAGUGUGUGCAGAACUAGACUGCCUAUUGUCCCUCACCACUGCAGCACGCAAGUACAAAUACUCUUCACCAACAAUGACCGAAGAGAACAUAAUCCAUGUUAAACGCGGGAGACAUCCACUUCAAGAAUUGUAUGUGGACGUCUUUGUAGCCAAUGAUACGUCGCUUGUUGGUGGUAUGGGUGUACGCGGUGAUUUUGACUCUGAAAAUCGGGAAGAGAGCGCUGACAGAAGCAUUAUGCUGUUGAGUGGGGCCAACUGCUCAGGGAAAAGUGUCUAUCUAAAGCAGAUAGCUUUGAUUGUUUAUAUGGCACAUAUUGGCAGCUUUGUUCCAGCUCAAUUGGCGACUAUUGGCCUAACUGAUAAGAUAUUUACCAGAGUGCAAACAAUAGAAACCGUCUCCAAAAUUCAGUCCGCAUUUGUCAUAGAUCUUCAACAGAUCUCAAUUGCGAUCAGAAACUCAACUGAGCGAUCUCUUUUGAUAUUUGAUGAAUUUGGAAAAGGAACUGGAUCAACAGAUGGAGCAGGUUUGUUCUGCGGAGUGAUCGAGAAUUUAUUGAAGCGUGGCCAAGGAUGCCCUAAAGUCGUGGUCGCAACACAUUUUCAUGAAAUUUUCGAGAACAAUUUGUUAGAUACGAAUCUCCCGAUUAUGAUGAACGCAAUGGAGAUUGUUCGUGACGAAAAGUCCGAAGAAUUAACUUUCCUCUAUCGACUCGUCCCAGGACGCAGUAUGACAUCUUGGGGUUCCUUUUGCGCGCAUAUGGCAGGAAUUCCAGCAGCUAUUGUCGCCAGAGCCUCUCAUCUAUCCCAGCUCUUUGCACGUUAUGAAUCAGUGCCAUAUUCAUGUUUCAGCAACCGUAAUGGUCAAGAAUAUGUUAAACUGGAGACUAUUGCACGUAGAUUUGUUGAACUGGACUUUGACGGCGGAUGUGAUAUCGAAUCAUUUCUGGAUUUAGUUGGAAGAGAAAUUGAUUGGUGA
Messenger RNA from Paraglomus brasilianum, 2619 nucleotides. The record is from the annotation of a GenBank genome assembly. Lineage: Eukaryota; Fungi; Glomeromycota; Glomeromycetes; Paraglomerales; Paraglomeraceae.